AUGGAAGUCCACGUCGGGCUGGGCAGAGUCUACGCCCGGCCGCCGGGCAAAACUUUCCGCGGCGCUUUCCAGAGCCUUUUCCAGAGCGUCCGCGAGGCUUUUCAGAGUCCCGGGCCCGGCGGAGCGCGAGAGGAGCUCGGACCCGGCGGCCAAAGCGCGGGCUCUCCGUCGGCCGGCCCGUGUCCGCCGGGCGCCCGCCUGCAGGAGCCCAGCCCACGGCAGCACCAGCCGCCCGCCUCCCCUUCUUACCUGCCGCUGGAUGAGCCCGCGGCGGGCAGCAAAGGGCUUCAGCCGGCCGACCGCGAGACCCAUCCGGCGGCCGCCGCCUCUUCCUCCUCGGCCGCCUCCUCGUCGCUGGCCUUGCUGGCCCCUUCGUUCCAGAGCUGCUCCGGGGACCUGAAGGACCUCUUGGCCGGGAGCAGCCUCCUGCCGGCGACCGAAGGGGAGCCGCGCGGCGGGGCGGCGAGCGGCGGCGGCGAAGCCAGCGAGGCCAAGGAAGACUACUUGGGCGAGAGCGCCAAGGAGCUGUGCAAAGCCGUCUCGGCCUCCAUGGGCCUGGCGGUGGAAGUGCUCGAAGGGCCCGGCGGCGGGGGAGAAGCGGCCACGAGCCGUGGCGACUGUAUGUUCGCGCUGCCGGGCUCGCAAGCCCGUCCCGUGGCCGUGGGGGGCUGCAAGAUCGUCGAAGCCGAGCAGGAAGGCGGCGGUGGCGGCGGCGAGGGCGAGGGUGCGCUGGCCAUGGACGUGCCGGGCCACCUCAGCCUCUUCAAGAGCUCGCCGGAGCUGGACGAGCCGCCGGCGGGCGCCUUCCAGAGCCGCGACUUCUACAACUUCCAGCUGGCGCUCGCCUCGCACGGCCGCAUCAAGCUGGAGAGCCCGCUGGAGUACGCGGCGGGCGGCCUCUGGGGCGCGCAGUACCGGCGCGCCGGGGAGAUACCCGCCUUGGCGCCCCACUACGCCGCCCCUCCGGGCCCGGCCUGGCACCCCUUCUUCGCCGAGGAUGCGCAAGUCUACGGCCCCUGCGCCUCGACCGAGGCCGCCGCCGCCGCCGCCCCCUUCGGCUACGGCAGGGGCCAAGGGCCGAGCGGCCAAGAAGGAGCCGAGCUACCCUCCGAGAUGUGGUACCCCGGAGGCGUGAUGGGCAGGAUGCCCUUCGCUCCGGCCACCGGCUGCAUCAAGACGGAGCUCGGGCCUUGGAUGGAGGGUUACGCGGGCGCCUACGGAGACGUCAGGUAA
Messenger RNA from Thamnophis sirtalis, 1233 nucleotides. Lineage: Eukaryota; Metazoa; Chordata; Lepidosauria; Squamata; Natricidae. The record is from RefSeq and is a predicted model, not a curated record.